AUGGAGAAAUCCCCUGACAAGCUAAACAGUAAGAAUGGAUCGACAGCUCCUGGAGUACCAGAGGCUGGAAAGGACAGUCCUGCACCCACUGCAGAAGGUGCUGCAGAAAUGAGCAGAGCAGGACCCCCAACAGAAAACACUGCAGAUACGAAGAGACUGGGAGUCACUGAAGAAUGUGUUAAAGAAAUGGAGAGACCUUCAGGCACAGAGCGAGACAGUCCUGCUGCCUUUAAACCAGCGAUUUCAGACAGAGGCUGUCCAAACUCAAAGCCUCUCGUUGUGCUAACAAAUGCAAACUCUGCCGAAGUGUGCAGUUUUGAAAUGAAGCACCAGUGCUCAAUUGCAACAUCUUUCGAUAUGGACUGCCUAGUCUGCUUCAACAAGUACAACAUCUACAGAGUACCAAAGCUCCUGGAGUGCCAGCAUGCCUUCUGCGCCGUCUGCCUCAAGCUCAUCCUCAGGAAAGAAGAGAGUAACUGGAUAAUCACCUGCCCCCUGUGCAGAAAAGCCACUUUUGUGUCAGGAGGACUCAUCCGCACGCUUCAAAAUAAAGAAGACUUCAUGGCGCACUUGGAAAACCCCGAUUCAAGUCCUGAGGUACACAUCUCUGCCAUAAGCAAUAGCUGGUCUCAGACCAGCCAAGACGCUUUACGCAGAGAUGAAAAUGUUCCAGCAGACAACAGACUGGCUAUCCAGAGACUCGUGCUACUCCUGCUGCUUGUGGUGAUUCUCACUAUCCUCAUCCUCCCCUUUAUAUAUUCUGGGCUGGUAAAAUGGGUUAUUUGUCUCAUGCUUACUUUGGGGUUGGUCAUGUGUAUGGUGCUUUGCUGCGCUCCUAAAUUCUCCUGGAGGUGUAACAGGGACUCGCUCACCUCCUGCCGCAAGGAGAGCCACAUCACAGCUAUUGCCUGAAACAAUUAAUGUGCGUUGCCGAGAGAUAAUGGACUG
Molecule: messenger RNA, 948 nt
Organism: Athene cunicularia (burrowing owl)
Lineage: Eukaryota; Metazoa; Chordata; Aves; Strigiformes; Strigidae
Gene: RNF186
Product: ring finger protein 186
Exons: 1
Coding region: 1-912 (303 amino acids)
Biological process (GO): protein ubiquitination
Molecular function (GO): ubiquitin protein ligase activity
Source: RefSeq, a predicted model, not a curated record